Molecule: messenger RNA, 3712 nt
Organism: Toxotes jaculatrix (banded archerfish)
Lineage: Eukaryota; Metazoa; Chordata; Actinopteri; Toxotidae
Gene: acss2
Product: acyl-CoA synthetase short chain family member 2
Exons: 19
Coding region: 620-2782 (720 amino acids)
Biological process (GO): acetyl-CoA biosynthetic process
Cellular component (GO): cytoplasm
Molecular function (GO): acetyl-CoA synthetase activity
Source: RefSeq, a predicted model, not a curated record
AAGACUGAAGAAGAAGAAGCAGCAGCAGCGGAGUGUCAGAACUGGGACAAAAACAGUGCGCCUCCGUCCUCCCGGACAGCAUGUAACUCCCUCUGCUGACUGAAAGCAAGCGUUUAAGUUGACUUUUAAAAGACAUUAAGUCCUUACAGCUAAAACAGAAGAGCCUCGCCUCGGCGUUCACGUGCGCCUCCCUCGUUUUCCUCCUCUGCUGCUGGAGUGAGCUAGCUUAGCCUGUUAGCUUAGCAGGACACCCCCCUCACCGAGUCCGUGUGUGCAGGACUUUACCACCAGGAGCCAAGAGAUUCACCUGGAGCUGCACAAAAGCUCACCUGGACUUUACUUAACAGGCACAGCUGCACGUGUAGGUUCUGAAAUCGGCUUCUGCACGAGACGUUUGAGGAAAAAGGUCACAAAAUCACCCUGAAGAACAAGGAAGUCUGAAUGAACUUUGCUGCUAGCACCCUGCUAGCCCCGUAGCUGCAUUGAUUCAUUGUGCUGAAGGGGGAGAGGGGGUGUCUGUGCAGCCUCCUCGAUUAUACCGAUUAUCUGUGAGAGCUUCUGGCCGUUCAGUAGAUCACUGUCUAACGGAGGCGGUCCGGCAGUGAAGUGAGCCCUAAAGAUGAUUCCCGACAAAGCCCCGAAGGACGACGUCUUCCACGGGUCUGACGACCUGAAGAAGGAGGCUCACGUCCCCAGCUUCGAGAAAUAUAAAGAGCUCUACAUGAAAUCUAUAGAGAAUCCAGACGAGUUCUGGGGAGACGUCGCCAAAGAUUUCUUCUGGAAGAAGCAACACACAGGUCAAUUCCUCGACUACAACUUUGACGUGACUAAAGGAGAAAUCUUCAUCAAGUUCAUGGAGGGAGCCUCCACCAACAUCAGCUACAACCUGCUCGACCGCAACGUCCACGAGAGGAAACUUGGUGAUAAAGUGGCCUUUUACUGGGAAGGCAAUGAGCCCGGCGAUGAGCUGACGGUGACCUACAGAGAGCUGCUGCAGAGGGUCUGUCAGUUCGCCAACGUGCUGAAGGCUCAGGGGGUGAAGAAGGGCGACCGCGUGUCCAUUUACAUGCCCAUGGUGGUCGAACUGGUGGUGGCCAUGUUGGCCUGCGUCCGCAUCGGAGCCGUUCACUCCAUCGUGUUCGCAGGUUUCUCUGCUGAGUCUCUGUGUGAGAGGAUCCUGGACUCCCACUGCUCACUGCUCAUCACAGCAGAUGGUUUCUAUCGAGGAGAUAAGCUGAUCAACCUGAAGCUCUUAGCCGACGAAGCACUGCAGAAAUGCAGAGACAAGGGUUUCCCAGUCGAGAAGUGCAUAAUGCUGAAGCACUUGUCCAAAGAAGCAGAGGAGACGUCUCUGGGUUCUCAGUCUCCUCCAGCCAAACGGUCCUGUCCUGAUCUGCAGCAGGAGAAACAGACAGGGAGAGUAAAGAAAGCCCGUCCUGUUCCACAGAUCUCCAUGUUUGUGUGUCUUUUGUGUGUGUGUGUGUGUGUGUGUGUUUUUGUUUCAUACCAGGUCCCGUGGAACCCUGAGGUGGACCUGUGCUGGCACACUCUGGUACGAGGAGCUUCAGACGAGUGUGAACCAGAGUGGUGCGACUCAGAAGAUCCUCUGUUCAUCCUCUACACGAGCGGCUCAACUGGCAAACCGAAGGGAGUUCUCCACACAGUCAGCGGCUACAUGCUCUACACCGCCAUCACCUACAAACUGGUGUUCGACCACCAGCCCAGUGACAUUUACUGGUGCACGGCUGACAUUGGUUGGAUCACGGGACACUCCUACAUCACCUACGGGCCGCUGGCCAACGGGGCCACCAGCGUCCUGUUUGAGGGCCUGCCGACCUACCCCGACGUCGGCCGCAUGUGGGCGAUUGUGGACAAAUAUCAUGUGACCAAGUUCUACACGGCUCCGACCGCCAUCAGGCUGCUGAUGAAGUACGGCAGCGAGCCCGUGCAGAAGUAUAAGCGAGAGUCUCUGAAGGUUCUGGGGACGGUGGGAGAGCCCAUCAACCCCGAGGCCUGGCAGUGGUACUACACUGUGGUGGGAGAGAGGAGAUGUCCUAUUGUCGACACCUUCUGGCAAACAGAGACUGGCGGACAUGUGUUAACUCCUCUUCCUGCGGCCACACCCAUGAAACCUGGGUCUGCUACGUUCCCGUUCUUCGGAGUGGUGCCGGCCAUCUUGAAUGAGUCAGGAGAGGAGCUGGAGGGGCCCAGUGAAGGAUACCUGGUGUUCAAGCAGCCGUGGCCCGGCGUGAUGAGGACGGUGUACGGGAACCAGCAGAGGUUCGAAACCACCUACUUCAAGAAGUUCCCUGGAUAUUACGUCACAGGAGACGGCUGCCGCAGAGACAAGGACGGAUACUACUGGAUAACAGGGAGGAUAGAUGACAUGCUGAAUGUCUCAGGUCACCUGUUGAGCACAGCGGAGGUGGAGUCGGCUCUGGUGGAGCACGAGGCCGUCGCCGAGGCUGCUGUGGUCGGCAGACCGCAUCCAGUCAAAGGAGAAAGCCUCUACUGCUUCGUAACUGUCACUGAUGGAGUGACGUACAACCGCACGCUGGAGGCAGAACUCAGAAAACAAGUAAGGGAGAAGAUCGGGGCCAUCGCUACACCAGACUACAUCCAGAACGCUCCAGGACUCCCCAAGACCCGAUCUGGUAAGAUCAUGCGACGGGUGCUCCGCAAAAUCGCCUGCGACGAACGGGACCUGGGUGACAUCUCCACGCUGGCCGACUCUUCGGUCGUGGAGCAGCUCUUCCAGAACAGAUGCUGCACCGCCGUGUGACGGCCUCCAGGAUCCUCACAGGGAGGCUCUGACUGCAGCCGCACGCCAGCGGCCACACGUCCAACCAGGGAAGAAGAAGAGGAGGAGGAGGAGGAGGAGGAGGAGAAAUUCCAUGAAGUCGGUCUUAUCCAGUAAACAACCUCUGGCUCCUGAUGAGGAUGAGCGGUGUGCAGCCUGUAUUUAAAGUGACGCCACUGUUUUUAUAUGUGAGACAAAUCUGCAGCAGGUAGAGACGCAACAUCUGGUCAGAAACAGAUUUUCCCACUUCUGUAGCAGAAAUAAGCAACAGCCACAGACAACAGCUGUGUGUGUGUGCGCGCGUGUGUGUGCGUGUGUGAGUGAGAAGCCAGAGGUUGUUUUCAGGUGAGACUGUCCUGCAGUGGGACUGUGUGGAACAGGUGGAACUGGGUAACACUUCAUCUGGGUUUAUCUCAGUGUUUCAGCCAAUAACACGCAGCAGUGUCUGAUAUGUAACCGUUCAAUAAGAGUAUAGAUCCGGUUCAGUAGUUUUCCUGUGGUUAACCGAUCAGCGUCCACACUGGAAUAAGGCUCAUGUGAAGUGAUACCUGUGGCUAACGUCUCCUCCUCGAUGCCAUAGUGCUGUUCCGUACUCUGAUAAUUAGCUGAAUUUGAGAUCGCUCAAUGUUUCCACUAGUUUUAAUUUCUAUUGUCAUUUUUUAAAAAGGUUUGUAGAUGUUUUUUGUUUUUGUUUUUUUUUUCCAAUGGAUUUUUGACAUAGGAUUUGUUGGGUAUUUCUCUUUGUGUGUCUGCACGCUCGUAUGUUCUUAAUCAUGCAAACGGGGAAGGUGUGUUCAGCCUGAUGCGGCUCGGACGCCAAACGCUCAGCUCCAGUUACAGGAAGUCCAAACCAGCUGCAGGUCUGAUGUUUAAAAAAAAAAAGGGAAACUCAAAAAAAAAAAAAAAAAAGAA